Molecule: messenger RNA, 1389 nt
Organism: Cynara cardunculus var. scolymus (artichoke)
Lineage: Eukaryota; Viridiplantae; Streptophyta; Magnoliopsida; Asterales; Asteraceae
Product: metal tolerance protein 4-like
Exons: 7
Coding region: 27-1241 (404 amino acids)
Biological process (GO): transmembrane transport; monoatomic cation transport
Cellular component (GO): membrane
Molecular function (GO): manganese ion transmembrane transporter activity
Source: RefSeq, a predicted model, not a curated record
GUUUUGUAAGGGGAGAGAGAUAGAGGAUGGAGGAGGGAAAAGAGGCGUUGUUGUCGCCGACGACACCAGGAGGUAGUCGUCGGGGACGGAGGUUGAGUCGGAGGUACUCCGUGAACUCACUCAGAAACGAUUUCUUAACUCGGUUACCUGAUAAGGUCCGUUCGACUGUUGAUAUCGAGUGUUCUUCUCCUUUCGCUCUACCGUCUAAGUCAUCCGAAUCCUUAACUCCAGGUGAAAAGGAGUAUUAUGAAAAGCAAUUUGCAACACUGAAAUCAUUUGAGGAAGUCGAUGCUAUAGUUUCAUCUGAGGGAAUUGAUGAGGAGGACUUGGAUGAACAGCUUCAGCAAGAAAGAGCUAUGAAAAUUUCUAAUUACGCCAACAUUCUGUUACUGGCUAUUAAGAUCUUUGCCACAAUAGAGACUGGAUCUAUCGCCAUUGCUGCAUCCACCCUUGAUUCCUUGCUUGAUCUGAUGGCCGGUGGCAUCCUUUGGUUCACUCACCUGUCUAUGCAAAGCAUCAACAUAUACAAGUACCCUAUUGGUAAAUUGAGGGUGCAGCCUGUUGGUAUCAUUAUCUUUGCUGCAAUAAUGGCUACACUUGGCUUUCAGGUAUUGAUUCAGGCCGUAGAACAAUUAAUUGAGAACAAACCUCCUGAGAAGAUGUCAUCUCUUCAGUUGUUAUGGCUAUACGUAAUCAUGAUUAGUGCGACCGUUGUCAAACUUGCCUUGUGGUUAUACUGCAGAAGUUCUGGAAAUGAGAUCGUUCGUGCCUAUGCAAAGGAUCAUUACUUUGAUGUGGUAACAAACGUAGUUGGAUUAGUUGCUGCAGUUCUUGGUGAUAUGUUCUACUGGUGGAUUGAUCCUGUUGGUGCUAUUAUUCUUGCUGUUUAUACGAUUGUAAACUGGUCUGGAACUGUUUUGGAAAAUGCAGUUUCAUUAGUGGGACAAUCGGCACCUCCUGAAGUCCUGCAAAAGCUGACUUAUCUCGUUACAAGGCAUCCUCAAGUCAAGCGAGUUGACACAGUUCGCGCAUACACAUUUGGAGUCCUGUACUUUGUAGAGGUUGAUAUCGAACUCCCAGAAGAUUUAUCAUUGAAAGAAGCUCAUGCAAUCGGAGAAACACUACAAAUAAAGAUUGAAAAACUUCCGGAGGUGGAACGGGCGUUUGUUCAUCUAGACUUCGAAUGCACUCAUAAACCGGAGCACAAUGUUCUGACCCGGCUUCCCAACAGCGACCCUUGACAUGGUUUUAUGCAUGCUCUUGAACCAAAUCUGUAUGGUUUUUUUGGGUGAUGAGUAAUAGAUUUCUAAUUGUAUUCGUUGGGCUCUUUGAAGUGUAAAUCUUUUUGCUGCAGACAAAUAAGCUCUAAUUUAUACCUGAAUACAAACU